AUGGACGAAAUUGUUCUUGGAGGAAUUAGCUUGGUAGGAGAGCUUACAAACUUUCUUGGUUUUCAAGUUAAACAAAUAAAAGAUAACAUAUUUGUUUCCCAAAGCAAGUAUGCUAAGAACAUUAUCAAGAUGUUUGGCCUUGAAAAUGCUAGGCAUAAACAUAUUCCUGCUUCCAUUCAUGUUAAAAUUACUAAAGAUGAUCAAGAAGUGAAUGUUGAUCAAAGUCUCAGUAGAAGUAUAAUUGGAAGUCUAUUGUAUCUCACUACUAGCCACCCUGACAUCAUCUUCUAUAUGGGUGGGUGUCCUCGUCAGCAAGCCAAUCCUAAAAUGAGCCAUCUCACACAAGUUUUGAUUAUGGAAUCAUGUACUCCUAUGAUACUAACUCCAUUCUUGUUAGAUAUUGUGAUACUGAUUGGGUAG
Molecule: messenger RNA, 420 nt
Organism: Lathyrus oleraceus (garden pea)
Lineage: Eukaryota; Viridiplantae; Streptophyta; Magnoliopsida; Fabales; Fabaceae
Exons: 1
Coding region: 1-420 (139 amino acids)
Source: RefSeq, a predicted model, not a curated record